Saccostrea echinata is the source of this 1615-nucleotide messenger RNA. RefSeq names its product tripartite motif-containing protein 2-like. Gene Ontology annotation, molecular function: zinc ion binding. The coding region runs from base 6 to 1544 and encodes 512 amino acids. The record is from RefSeq and is a predicted model, not a curated record. The transcript has a single exon. Lineage: Eukaryota; Metazoa; Mollusca; Bivalvia; Ostreida; Ostreidae.
AUAUCAUGGCAGCUUUUUGCAACACUCAGGCUCAGGCAGCCCUGAAGACAUGUCAUGACCAUGGGGACUUGCUGGACAUGUUUUGUGUGGAUUGUGAGGAGGAGAUUUGUUUGAUAUGUGGACAACAAGAACAUGGUUCUCAUGACUGGAGUAGAACAUUAAAAGUACUGGAUCGUAUCAAACUGGAGCUGAGAGAACAGUGCAAUGUGGUCAGGCAAGACAGAGUCCCUGGACUGCAGGCAGAAAUCCAGAAAAUCAAAGAACUAAGACAGGAAAAUGAAAACCUAGUGGCAGAAAAAACAGAGAAAAUUCUGACACACACUGAAACUGUCAUGAAGAAUUUACAGAGAAUUUGCUCUGGGUUAGUUAUAUACUGUAAAGCAAUCAAAGUGCAGAAUGAAGAAAAACUAGAUGCAAAAGAAAAGGAAAUAGAAAUUUACCUAUCACAGUUUGAAUCCAGUUUGAAAGACAUAGAAGAAGAGAGUAAAACCAUAGAUUUGUCCAAAUUACUACAACUUAAGAAAAAUGUGGAAUCUGUACCCGACCCUUUACAACUCUCUGAACAAGAUUUAACUCUGCAUCAGAUAGAAUUCAAUGAGGGAAAAAAGGAUGAGAAAAUGUAUCAAUCUAUUUUAGGAGAAAUAUUCCUGAAGUAUGACAAAGUCACAGUCACAAAAAUAUUUGAAGCCAAGAAAGGGAACAGAAUGAUAAAGUAUAUUUCUCCCAUAUCUGACACACAAGCUUGGUUCAGGGAAUUCAGGUCCUCAGAGAACGUUCUGCUCAACAUUGCCAAUGGAAAUGCAGAGAGCGGGUGUAUGUUUGGGGAGACCCAAUCUGAUCACAUACCUGAUGAUUUUAUCACUUUAAGCAACGGAGUUCACAUAUACACCUGGCAUGCAGGGCAUUCUGUGAUGAAAAUUUCUCCCCCAAAGGCUAACAUCAGUGAAAUGUCCACCAACAAAGUGGUCAAGCUAGCAGACUUAUCCCCCUUGUUUCCUGUUGGAAUUUGUGCGACAGCAGAAGACCGAUUCCUUGUUUCUGCCAUAGAUACCACAGCUUUUAGUGAAGAUCUCUUCACCAAGAGACAACCAAAGAAAAGUGUUGUCAUGCUUUUAUCAAAUAGUGGAAAGACCAAAAAGGUUUACCAAUAUGAUGAAGAUGGAAAGACAAGUUUAUUUUUAUACCCUUACAGGAUAUCAGUAAAUACCAAUGGUGAUAUUUGUGUGAUUGAUCGUACAGCAAUUGACAGUGGACAGUUGUGUGUACUUUCACAGGGCAAACUCAGAUAUCGCUACAAAGGAAAUGGUCCAAACCAAUCAGAAUUUGAUCCAAGGGGAAUUUCUUGUGAUUCUGCUAGUAACAUUUUGUUAAGUGACUGUGGCAAUAAGUGUGUACAUCUGCUUAAGGAGAAUGGGAAUUUUCUGACUUAUCUAAUCAGAAGUGAAGAAGGACUAUGGUCAAUGUCAAUGUUUCUGAACAUAUUAUGGAUUGGAGGGAAAAAUGGUUUUAUUCAUGCCUACAGAUAUCAAAUUAGUGACUCAUAACUCUCUAGCAAAUGUUAAGAAUACCAAAAUAAAACAUAUCAUAUGUAAUUAUCCAUUUUUAUUUUCUUUAG